UGCUGACGACUGUCCAGUAGGGAUGGGAUGGACAGGGCUGGGAGGAACACAAGCCUGUUAUUCUCACGCGCCUCCUGGACUCUCCGCCUGACCGCCAGCUCUAGCUAUGGCCAACACAGCAGGCCAAGUCCCUGUUGCCACCAUUGGUCCAUUCGGAGACAGCCCAGUGCAGGUGACAUGUCCAAGCUGCCACCAGAUGUGCGUCACCAAGGUGGAGUUCUCCUCUGGCCUGAUCACUUACCUGUUCUGUGGUGGACUCUUCAUGUGCGGGUUUGUCCUUGGUUGCUGUCUCAUCCCUUUUUGUGUUGAUCGCCUGAGAGAUGCAAAACACACCUGUUCCAACUGCAAGGCUGUGCUUGGGGUCUACAAGCGUCUAUAACCCAGUACAUAGACACACACACACACACAUACACACACAGACAGAUUUUACCUGCAACUCUGUAAAUUUAGAUAUACCGCAUACCCAAAUGAACGAAUGUCCACCCAAAUGAGUGACUUUACUUGAGGGUCUAAAACUUGACUUAAACCUGGACACCUACCCACAGUCAUUCUCUCUCUCUCUAUCUCUCUCUCCCUCACACACACACACUCCCUUGUUGUAUGUGCUGUCCCUCUAUGCGUGCCUGUGCUCUGGGCCUGACUCCAUGAGGCCAUGCUGGGUUCUUAAAUUGGUUCUGAUUUCAUUUGGGAGAACAGAGCGGUUCUGCAGUCAGGACGAUGACCACACCCCUGACCUGGUCCCACAGUGCAGCUGUAUUUGUUUGCUGUUCCCUGUUGCUAUGCCGUUAACUCUGUCCCUCUCUCACACACACUCACACAUACAAACGCACACACACACACACACACCGAUGUGAUAUAUUAUCCCUUAAACACACAACACAACAAUAGGUCAGGUGAACUAAUGGGAAAAACAUGUUCUUCCAUAAUGGUCGCCGAGCAAAAAGUAUAGUAUGUACACCAGGUAGAUCUCGACUCUUAAAUGCUGACUGCUAAAUGAAACCAAAAACAUAAUCUUGCCUCAUGUCCACAAUGACAAACAGCUGAUUGGUAGUUGUUGUUUUGUUUGAAUGGAAGUAUUAAAUCUGAUUAGCACAAGUGUC
Molecule: messenger RNA, 1100 nt
Organism: Alosa alosa (allis shad)
Lineage: Eukaryota; Metazoa; Chordata; Actinopteri; Clupeiformes; Clupeidae
Product: lipopolysaccharide-induced tumor necrosis factor-alpha factor homolog
Exons: 4
Coding region: 107-379 (90 amino acids)
Molecular function (GO): zinc ion binding
Source: RefSeq, a predicted model, not a curated record